Staurois parvus is the source of this 471-nucleotide messenger RNA. The record is from the annotation of a GenBank genome assembly. NCBI's taxonomy places the organism in Eukaryota, Metazoa, Chordata, Amphibia, Anura, Ranidae.
AUGAAGACUUCUUGGAUAUGUAGCUUAGUAAUACUACUCAUUUUUACGCUGUGUGGAAUUCAGGCAUCGUUGGGUACAGAUGUUUUGGACAACGCCGCUCCAAAUUCUGAUCUGCUAAUAAGGGAACGUCGAGAUGAAGAGCCACAGUAUCCAGAUGACCUCUAUGAUUCUGGUGAGCAAGAUCGCUGGCCAACCCUGGACGAACUAUCUAAGUACAAGAGAAGAGUAUCUGCCAAAAGAGGAGGAAUUUUGAAUGGCCCUGCUGGAUUGUAUGAUCUUCUGUCAACAAAACCCAGACCAGCACCAGAGAGGAGGACCAUUGACAGUCUUAAAGAUGCCUAUGUGGCUGAGCUUCUGAAAAGGCAUCGCAUGCCCCGGAGUCCAGAGUUGACCACAGUGGAGCCAGACAUAGAUCAACCAAUCUCUGACCGAGUCAUUGUGAAUGAAAGUAAAAUGAUGACUUAUCUGAGU